Messenger RNA from Daphnia pulex (common water flea), 1193 nucleotides. RefSeq names its product speckle-type POZ protein-like A. Gene Ontology annotation, cellular component: cytoplasm; nucleus. NCBI's taxonomy places the organism in Eukaryota, Metazoa, Arthropoda, Branchiopoda, Diplostraca, Daphniidae. Gene Ontology annotation, biological process: proteasome-mediated ubiquitin-dependent protein catabolic process; regulation of proteolysis. The transcript has a single exon. Gene Ontology annotation, molecular function: ubiquitin protein ligase binding. Bases 64 to 1158 code for a protein of 364 amino acids. The record is from RefSeq and is a predicted model, not a curated record.
UUGUUCCCUGAUUGAAUUACGUUUAUUUACUAAAGUAAAUCCUUGUACAGAUAUUAAGAGAAAAUGGCGAUACCUGUAGGACCUUUAAGGCCGUUGCUGGCGGACAGUUGGUGCGAUACGAGAUGCGAACUUGUCAGUUUCAGUUUCGAGUGGACCAUCCACGGCUUGGUGCUGGAAGGGCCUUGGGGCAAAUGGAUUCCUCCGUUGAAAUCGUCCGAAUUUUAUUCAGAAGAAAACCCCCGCAACAAGUGGCACCUGACACUCUGCGAAGACGGUCCCAACGAUGCCUCCGCCGAUUUCAAAGUUAUUCUGCAUCUUUUCAACAGCAUCAACAACAACUGCGUCAAGCUGGCCGAGGUGCGAGUGAAAGUUGCCAUUCUGAACAGGAAACGAGAGAAAAUGUUCCCACAGACCCACCGGUUGCUGCUGGGAACGACAACACCCGUCACGGUCCUGCAAAUCAACAAGAAAUCAUUAGGGCUAAUGGCAUAUGAUUGUUUCCAGCUGGAUGGAGGAUUCACCAUCCACUGCGAAAUAGGCAAUUGGGUUCUAAAGGGAAUCAAGUCCGGUAAGUCGACAGACAAACUGACCCGAGACGUACCUAUUAAUCCGUUCAGUUCCAGCGAUCAGCUGCUCCGGAAUCAAUUAGAAGAACUCUUCCACAACAGGACAUUGACCGAUGUGACCCUAGACGUCGGUGGUCGUAGCUUUGAGGCUCACAAAGCCGUUUUGGCAUCGAGAAGUAAAGUAUUUGCUGCCAUGUUUGUCCAUGAAACGGCGGAGAAGCUGUCCAAUCACGUAGACAUUCCAGAUGUGCAUCCGGACGUGUUCCAGGAAGUCCUCCGCUUCAUUUACACCGGCCGGGUGCCGUUGGAGAAGUUGACUGCUGCUCUCUUGGCUGCCGCUGAUAAAUAUCUGCUGGAACAGCUGAAACUCGAGUGUGAAACUCAGUUGAUUCACCGGAUGACCGCUGAGAAUUGUCUGGAGCUGCUAGCACUCACCGAUCCGCACCAUCCGGCCCAGCAUUUGAAGAAGUUUGCAGUCGAUUUCUACCGACGAUUCCCUUGUGAAGUGAUGGCAACGGACGGAUGGAAAUUAGCCAAAGAUGAGAACGCCGGGUGGCUGAAGGAAUUGGAACACCGCCAUCCCACUCAUUAGUUAGGCGAUUUUGUUAUUCAAUUUUGAAUAAACGA